AUGGCUGAAGCUGAAAUGGCCUUACGCAAGGAGCUGUUGCUCUUCGCUCAGACAACCCUACGCGAGGAACUGAAGUCCUUCAAGGAGAGCCUUUUGAAAGAGCUGCGAGGGGAGCAGGAGGAGGUGAAAACGCCCACGAAGAAGCGCUUCUUGCAUGAGGCGGUGCACGGCAUGCCAGAGGCCAGCUCCGCGCGACGCGGACGCAUCUUGGGGCUGGGCAGCAGCAACGAGCGCUCGGCGUCCUCGUUAAACAUCGAAGAACAAUCAGAGGAUGUGUCGACGAGAAGGCCGCCAACGACCAUGGCACAGCAUGUGGCCGAGACCUUGCUGGGCGACGCCUCCAGCGAGGCGAAGAAGGCUUUGGAGCGUGACCUCACGGCCACUUACAUGCGCACUAAGAAGAAGGGAAACAAACGAGCCAGUGGCCGCUACAUGCCCAUCGAUACCUCGGACCUAGAGAACCAGGCGAACCCGAGCCACUGUUCCUUGCUGGUCUCGUGCUGCACGUCCAUCUUGAACAGCCACUACUUUGACAUUCUGAGCGCUUGGCUGGUGGUCUUCAACGCGGUGUGGAUUGGCCUGAGCACAGAUUGGGUGGCUCGCCAUUGGAGCAGCCACAUGCCAGACUGGUUUCACUAUGGCGAUUGGAUCUUCUGCGUCUUGGCGCUGAUGGAGCUCUUCAUCCGCAUGGUCGCACAGGGACUGUACUUUUUCUACGAGGCUCACUGGAAGUGGAAUCUCUUUGACACCGUCGUGGUGGCGACACAGGUGGCAGACUUGUUAGGCAGCGUUUUGGAACGCUCGGCGAUCAGUGGGGAGACCAGCCACAGGACCAUUCAAGGCCUUCGCGUCCUGAAGCUGGUACGGAUCUUGCGGAUCGCGCGCAUCGCCUCAGUGUUCCCAGAGCUUCACAUCCUCAUCAGCUCAAUCAUGGACUCUUUGCAAUCCCUUUUUUGGACGAUGGUUCUCAUCUUCGCUUGCCUCUACGCGGUGGCGGUAGUGCUCACUCAGUUGGUCUCGGACCACAAGAUAGCCAUUGGAAGAGAAGGCAUGGAAGCUGAACAUGAAGAGCCUUUGUUGGAGUUCUUCGGAUCAUUGGACACGACGAUGAUCUCUCUCUACAUGGUGAUUUCAGAGGGCAUUCACUGGCGAGAAUUGAUGGACCCCUUGGUGGAGAACAUGGGCGGCUGGGUUCGCAUCGUCUUCGUGACUUUCACAGGAUUCGAGCUCUUUGCCAUGAUGAAUAUCAUCACCGCCUGUUUCGUGGAUAGUGCCAUGAAGAUCGCCGCGAAUGCCGAGAAGCAGGAAUGCCUGGAAUCCUUGUGGGGCCUCUUAGAUGCUGAUGCCAACUACGAUGCUCGAACACAAAAGAAGAUCGUCACCAAGGAGCAGUUCAUUGGAAGCUACGGGGAGCCUAGUAUGACAAAGUUUUUGGAUCUCAUCAAUGCCCACACAGAGGACCCAAAGCAGGUCUUUGCCAUGAUUGAUCGUGAUGGUGACGGCGCGCUGACGGCGCCGGAGUUCCUGAUUUGUUGCGAGCGCCUGAUGGGGCCGUCCAAGGAACAGAACUGA
Messenger RNA from Durusdinium trenchii, 1572 nucleotides. NCBI's taxonomy places the organism in Eukaryota, Dinophyceae, Suessiales, Symbiodiniaceae. The record is from the annotation of a GenBank genome assembly.